This is a messenger RNA of Nerophis ophidion (straightnose pipefish), 1686 nucleotides long. Its product is annotated as tripartite motif-containing protein 16-like protein. The coding region runs from base 427 to 1218 and encodes 263 amino acids. The transcript has 3 exons. NCBI's taxonomy places the organism in Eukaryota, Metazoa, Chordata, Actinopteri, Syngnathiformes, Syngnathidae. The record is from RefSeq and is a predicted model, not a curated record. Gene Ontology annotation, molecular function: protein binding.
GUCGACAAUGUUUGUGUUAUUAGUGAUCUCAAUAGUUGCUACAUCAUAAGCACGGGUCUAAUACUGUACCUCACAGUUAUUUUUAUACUCCAGCAUGUUAAUUUGUUCUAUUUUAAUAAUGCAGCUUGUAAAAUACGAGACGGAAAUUCAAACCAAAAAUAGUUUUUAUUUCGCAGAUCAACAGUCCUGCCGGCUGCCCUGGUUGUCUAAUUUAGAAUCAAGUCAGACUGCAGAAGCUUUUGGGCUUCUCCGUUUCUUUCUCAUGUGUCAACUGAUCACACGAAAAAGGAAGCUGACCCGCCCUAGAAACAGGCACUGUACAGUAAGACUACAUUUUUUUUUUUUUUUUACUGUUCAUGCAGUCUGACUUGUCAACACGUUUCUGCCAAAGUUCCUCCUGUGUCGUAUGUCUUCACCUAUAUCCACAUGUACGUCAAUGUCAAGUGGCUCCGGUGCCCCUUUUACCCGCUGUGGAGAAGCUGCUCCACUGACCUCAACGUCUGCUUGAGACACCCUUUAGGAGGUAUAAAAGCCAGGUCCAACAGUGCCACCGUGCACCUUCACUUUGCAUCAACGAGAACAUCUCUAAUGCUGCUUAAUGCGGACACAUCCUUCAAGAUGCCUGCCAGACCUAAAUCCGCCAUCAUUCUGCAUGAGACUUGCAAAGACUGGAUUAAUUUGUCCUUGGAUGAUAAAACUGCCAACAAGAUGUUAUGGAUUUCUGACAACGGCUCCAAAGCGCGUCGCAGGCUUGAUGAGGUUUGUCCGGUCCUGGAUCGCCCGGAGAGAUACGAGUACUCGCCACAGGUGCUGAGCAAAGAGGGCAUCUGGAACAUGAGGGCCUACUGGGAAGUGAACUACACCGGCUGGGUCGUGAUCGGCGCCACCUAUGAGGGAGCGGGACGCAGGGCCAACUCCGGGCCGAGCGGCCUUGGGGAGAACGCGGAGUCGUGGGGUCUGGGCUGGGCGGGAACGCGCUACCAGAUCUGGUUUAACGGCGUGAACAAGGACAUCAACCACGUCCCUUAUUGCUCCACCAUCGGGGUGUACGUGGACCAGCCCGCCGGCAUCAUCAGCUUCUACGUGGUGAGCGGAGAGGGCGCCGACAGGGAGGUCAAGCUGCUCUACAGGGUCAAGACCAACAUCGAGAAGAAGAUUAUUCCAGGGUUCUGGAUGGGGAUCCAGUCUUCAUGCACGUUACUAAAGAAAGCAGAAUGAACGCCACAUUUAUAUGAUUUUGUUUAUUAUGAGUCUGAGAUUUCCAUUUUAGGUCUGAGUUUUCCAAGCCAACCCAAAUUGGGUCCUACUGGGUGAAAUGUCAAAGCAAAAAUGCUGUAGUAUAUGAUUCUCUAAAUGACUGGGGGUAUAUUUAUUUAUUUUAUAACACUAAUGUCAUAUUAGAGACAUUUGUACAAGAACAAAUGUAUGAACAAAAGAUGUGAUGGAUGUUUAUUUUAGUUAACCAUGGUUGUCAUGCGUUUGGCUAAUGUUACCGCAAUGAUUAGAUUAGAUUAGAUUAGAUAGUACUUUAUUUAUUCCGUCAGGAGAGUUCCUUCAGGAAAAUUACAAUUUUCAGCACAAUCCCAUUCAAGAUCAGAAAAACAUUACAGGGAGACAGAACAGGAUCGCUGACGGGUCUGCCGGCUUCCAGCGCCCCUUACAAAAAAGAUGACAUACAGGUAAACA